Molecule: messenger RNA, 432 nt
Organism: Monosiga brevicollis MX1
Lineage: Eukaryota; Choanoflagellata; Craspedida; Salpingoecidae
Exons: 5
Coding region: 1-432 (143 amino acids)
Biological process (GO): dUMP biosynthetic process; dUTP catabolic process
Molecular function (GO): magnesium ion binding; dUTP diphosphatase activity
Source: RefSeq, a predicted model, not a curated record
AUGGCCGCUUCCCUUCGUGUCGUGCGCAAGCACCCCGACGCCCAGCUCCCCAAGCGUGGGAGCCCUGAGGCAGCAGGCUACGACCUCUAUGCGGUUGAGGACACCGUCAUUGCAGCACAAGGCAAGGCCAUCGUGAAGACGGGCCUCAUUAUGGAGAUUCCUGAAGGCUGCUAUGGCCGCAUCGCACCGCGCUCGUCCUUGGCCGCCAAGCAUCACUUGGAUGUUGGUGCUGGCGUGAUCGAUCGCGACUACCGCGGCGAAGUGGGAGUUGUCAUGUUCAACUUUGCCCAGCAAGAGUUUACAGUAAAAAAGGGUGAGCGCAUCGCGCAGCUUAUUUUGGAGUGCAUCUUCACGCCUUUGGUGGAGGAGGUCGGGUCCCUAUCCGACACUUCACGAGGCGAGGGUGGCUUUGGCUCCACCGGUACCAACUGA